Messenger RNA from Fusarium oxysporum Fo47, 1118 nucleotides. Its product is annotated as GMC oxidoreductase-domain-containing protein. The transcript has 5 exons. Gene Ontology annotation, molecular function: flavin adenine dinucleotide binding; oxidoreductase activity, acting on CH-OH group of donors. NCBI's taxonomy places the organism in Eukaryota, Fungi, Ascomycota, Sordariomycetes, Hypocreales, Nectriaceae. Gene Ontology annotation, biological process: secondary metabolite biosynthetic process. The record is from RefSeq and is a predicted model, not a curated record. Bases 60 to 1118 code for a protein of 352 amino acids.
CAACAAUCCGAAGGUGGGAAUCCCUCAAGGAAAGGCUGUUGGUGGCAGUUCUAUCCUCAAUGGCCUCUGUUGGUCCAGAGGCUCAGUGUCUGAUUACGAUGGUUGGGAAAAGUUGGGAAACAAGGGUUGGUCUUGGAAUGACCUACUUCCUUGCUUCAAAAAGUCUGAGAAGUUCACCUUCAAUGUUGAGCCUCAUAAUGCCCAGGAACUUCACAUACGUCCUCAAUCAGCUGCGCAUGGAUACAAUGGCUCAGUGCACGUCUCCUACCCUCAGUAAUUCUAUGACCAACCCUGUAAGUGAUACAAAUUGUCAAAGCUUUUCGUGCUCUGACUGGAGAACAGCCAAUGUUCUCGAAGGCUUUGCGCAGCUUGGUCUACCCGUUAUUGGUGACCUGAACAAUGGGACAGCCGCAGGGGCCAUGAUACUCCCUUCAAGCAUGCAACCUGAUAAUCAGACGAGGUUCGAUGCCAGAGAAGCUCACUUUAACUCGGCAUCUUGGAGAUACAACUUGCACAUUGCAACUAACCAGGCUGUCACACGACUUGUUUUGGAUAGUAACAGUGCACACAACUCAAGUCGGAGAGUGAUGGGAGUCGAGUUUGCUCCAAGAAACAAGUCCAAGGCGAGAUCAAUUUCUUGUACCCGAGAGGUAAUUGUUUCCGCUGGUGCGAUCUUCACUCCCACUUUACUUCAGGUAUCGGGAAUUGAGCCGUCAGAUGUUCUCAAGUCGCUCGACAUUUUGGUCAAGAUUGACCUUCCUGGCGUCGGAUGUAAUCUUCAGGAUCAUUCUAUGGUUUAUGCCAACUACUAUUAUCGCAAUGAAUCAUAUUUCAGGAGCAAUGAGAUAGCCGACGGUGUGUAUGAUGAAGCUGCCGAGGAGUACAUACGGAACAGAACAGGUCCUUGGACAGCACCUCUCAUAAACACGAUUGCAUUCCCGAGUCUUCGAUCUGCAACAGAUGACUGGAAACAGUUCAUGAACAAGAGUUCGGGGGAUGGCAUCCCCUCAAAUACCCCCAACUCUGUGAAGAAGGGCUACGAAUUCCAGAAAAAGAUUCUACAAGACCAAAUACUCAGCAAUGACGCAGGAACUUUUGAGACCAUGGCCAUCUCAUAG